GCACGAGGUGCCCACACUUCUUCCUCUGCAGGAAAGCCACCCCUGCAUGUGUGAAGCAGCGAGUGGGACUCGGCAGCUGUCGUGUUACCAAAUGCAAUACGUGAAUCGAGUGCAACAGGAAAUAAAAAUCCCUUCUGGUAGGAAUUGUUCAGCUCAAAAGCGGGGGGAAAGAAAAGGCGACUCAAAACUGCCUACAGACAUCAAACCACGGAUCAAACCCACGCCUGGAGGCACCUCCUGAAAUACCCCGAGCGCUUGGCAUCAGGAUUCCAGGAGGUUCCUUGGGCAGUGUGGUCCUGCUCUUCCCUCCUGCCGGCCGACAGCACAGCCACAUUUCCCGGUGUUUGGUGUCAGGAGCCGGGCUGUUCCCGCUCGCUGGAUGGCAGCGCUGCCUGUGCUGGAACAGCGAUGGAACCUCACCGCAGGGAGACACCGCUCCUCUCCUCUCGCUCGGGGAGCCGGGAUUAAAGGGCGGCCUCUCUGCUGUCAUGGCAAUAGGAAUGCACGGCAGAGAUAAAGCAGCAGAGCUGAUUAAGGCGAUAUGGUGAUUGCCACAAGGUACUGCAAUGGCUGCAGGAGUUUUGCUGCAAAAUGAACUACCAUACUCCUCGCUGAUAGAGAGCAGUGUGUAUCUGGCAAAUAUGAAUUCAGGGAGCUCCAGGCGCCCCACGGCCAAGUACACGAAGGUGGGGGAGCGGCUGCGCCACGUCAUCCCCGGGCACAUGCAGUGCUCCAUGGCCUGCGGCGGCCGCGCCUGCAAGUACGAGAACCCGGCGCGCUGGGCCGAGCACGAGCAGGCUGUCAAGGGGCUCUACUCCUCCUGGAUAACAGAUAACAUUCUGGCUAUGGCUCGACCCUCGACAGAAUUAAUUGAAAAGUACAACAUUAUUGAGCAGUUUGAAAGAUGUGCCAUAAAAACCGUAAUUAACCUUCAGCGUCCUGGGGAGCACGCGAGCUGUGGGAACCCCCUGGAGCAGGAGAGCGGCUUCACCUACCUUCCUGAGGCUUUCAUGGAGGCUGGCAUUUAUUUUUAUAAUUUUGGAUGGAAGGAUUAUGGAGUGGCAUCUCUCACGACUAUCCUUGACAUGGUGAAAGUGAUGGCUUUCGCCCUGCAGGAGGGGAGGGUGGCUGUUCACUGCCACGCAGGACUUGGGAGGACAGGUGUUCUAAUAGCUUGCUACUUAGUUUUUGCCACAAGAAUGAGUGCUGACCAAGCAAUUCUGUUUGUCAGAGCAAAAAGGCCCAACUCCAUCCAGACCCGGGGGCAGUUACUGUGUGUCAGGGAGUUCUCCCAGUUCCUGGUCCCCCUGCGCAAUGUCUUCGCCUGCUGCGAGCCCAAGGCGCACGCGGUGACCCUGUCACAGUACCUGACCCGCCAGAGGCACCUGCUCCACGGCUACGAGAGCAGGCACCUCAAACACGUGCCAAAACUCAUCCACCUGGUGUGCAAGCUGCUGCUGGACCUGGCUGAAAAUAGACAGGUGAUAGAGGCAGAGCUGCUGGACAUCCCAGACCUCUCAGCUGAGAUUGAGAAGACCGUGUCCCAGCUGGCGUCCACGGAGCUCGAGCGGGAGCUGGCCAGGCAGGACAGCGACACAUCGGACUCGUCCCACACCCACUCCUCCGCUCUCGAAAGCCAGGACUGUCCCUUCUCCCUGGGACAUGAAUGUGACUCUUUUUGUAGAAGAAGGAAUGUCGAAUGCCUUCAGCCUCUUACUCAUCUGAGAAGGCGUCUGAGCUACAGUGAGUCAGAUCUCAGGAGAACUGGGUUUCUCUUGGAACAGGAUGACACUGUCUGGACAGUGCCUGCUCAGAUCUUAGUGAACAACAAACAGAAGGAGAACAGUGGGGAGGAAUGUUCUGCCACAGGUGAAGCAAAGCCACAGCUGGAGUUAAACAAAGAAGCAUUAGUGCAUAACACGUGCACGUUCUGGAGUCAAGGGAAAUUCAGUUUGGAUGGACGGAAGGAUGGCUCCUCACUUUAUCACAGAAGGAAUUCUACCAAAGAAAUACAACGCAGCAGGACCUUUUCCUCAGGCCUCACAUCCAUCCACAAUCCCAAGGAAACCGGGGUGUCGAGGCACAACUUUGCCAACGAGACUGGUCAUAGGAAGGACCACAAGACCAAUAUAUAUGGCAGAAGAGUCUAUCUCUCUGAGGACUCUGACUCCUCUUCUUCCUCUUCCAAAGUGAACUUUUCCAUUGGAUAUGAAAGCCAAGGUAGCAGACAUGUGUCAGAGACAAUUCCACACAUUGUUGUGCAGUCGGAGUUAAGUCUGGAAGCCCGAAGGGUUUUGGCAGCCAAAGCACUUGCAGAUAUAAAUGAAUUUCUGGGAGAGGAUGAAGUGAAGCAGAAGGUAGAAAUGUGGCAGAAAGAACUGAAUUCUCGAGAUGGAGCUUGGGAUAAAAUCUGCACCGAGAGAGAUCCUUUUAUCCUCUGCAGCUUGAUGUGGUCGUGGAUAGAGCAGCUGAAAGAACCUAUUAUAUCCAAAGAUGAUAUUGACAUGCUGGCAAAAAAUUGCACAGAAUCCCAGGAUGCACUCUACUUGCUGAGAAAGGAACAGUGUCAGACUAUCCUUUGUAUUUUACACUGUGUAGUGAACCUGCAAGUGCUGCCAGCUGAUGUGGAGGAGGCCUUACUUGCUCGUGCUAUUAAAGCUUUCACCAAGACAAGCUUCGAUUCUGAGAAUGGACCAUAUGUUUACAAUACCUUGAAAACUGUAUUUAAACAAGCACUGGAAGAAAAAAGGAAAAGGAAUAAAGAAGGAACAGAGAAUCCUUCUUGAUUUCUACACAGCUCUGGUGAAGCAUUAGAUGGGCCUACCAAAUUAUUUUGCAUUUUCCAGCUACUGUAUUUUGUGCUACCUGGCAUGAUAUACCUAACUUUAGGUAAUAGAAGUUAUUAACAAAUGAUUUUAUUUUUUUAGAGGGAGUUUUAGUGGCAAUUGUUCAAUCUACAUAGUUUUAAAGAACAGCUCCAUGUGACCAUUCUCUGUAGCACUUGGUUUCAGGUACUGUGCUUUUAUAUUGUGAAGGGUUCUUCUGUUCUCAGAUGUGUUUAUUGAUUUAGAAACCUCUGCUACUGGCAAGAAACCUUUUCAAGUGACACGACUGCCAUAAGUUCAGUGCCAUUAUCCACAAAGGUUUAAUGGAUUGAGUUAAUAUUUAUGUAUUACAUAUGUUUACAUUAAUGGUAUUUGAUUUCACUUUGCAGAAAAUAAAUAUUGACUGAACCUGUGAA
Corvus hawaiiensis (hawaiian crow) is the source of this 3241-nucleotide messenger RNA. It is a transcript of the gene PTPDC1, whose product is annotated as protein tyrosine phosphatase domain containing 1. NCBI's taxonomy places the organism in Eukaryota, Metazoa, Chordata, Aves, Passeriformes, Corvidae. The transcript is spliced from 10 exons. Bases 567 to 2786 code for a protein of 739 amino acids. Gene Ontology annotation, biological process: protein dephosphorylation; cilium assembly. Gene Ontology annotation, molecular function: protein tyrosine/serine/threonine phosphatase activity. The record is from RefSeq and is a predicted model, not a curated record.